CAUGGUACUGAGGGGUACUGAGGGGGGAUGGGCGCCUAUUGGUACCCGCCGGCCGCGAUGGUCUGCGGGAUGGACACAAACAGCAAGCUCCUCCAUCCCUUCCCUCCCUCCAUUCCCUCCUUGUGUGUUUGGCGACCUACCUGGAUGGCACUGACAUGGCGGCAGGAGGCGGUCGAAACGGGUGCAGCACCGGAAGCGGCGCCACCCUGAGACGAAGCAAGCCAUUCACAGCAUGUGGGUAUCUGUCUGUCUGUCUGUGUUCACGUGCUGUGUCACCCGGCCGGAGGUCGGACGGGCAACACCGGCGGAUGCACAGGAACGUAACGCACAACCUGCCUGCAAACACAACACCCACAAGCAUCCAUCCUUCUGUGUGCGUGUGUCUUUGUGUGUGUUCACACAUCCAUCCCAUCACUUUAUCCCUUUCCCUGCUUACGGCGCCACCACAGCAGCAGGAGCCUGUUGCUGGCCAGCACGCGCCACUGCAGCAGGAGCCUCUUGUUGGCUGAGACCAGCAGCGCCAGCAGCCUCCCCCUUUCCUCCCACCCCCGCCCGCGCCCCAGCCGCAGCCACAGGGGCAGCGGCAGCGGCAGCAGCCUCUCCCUCCUCUUGCCCCUGCUCCUUCUCCUUCUCCUGUUUCUUCUUGGGCAGAUACUUCCACGGGUACAUUUUCCGCUUGAUGAACUCGGGGUCGGGAGUGCCGUCGGGACGCAGCCACUCCUCGGGGAUCGUGACGAUACGGUCGCUACGGGCGUACUCCCAGUCAGGCGCCACUGACUGCCGGCGACUGCCGGGCGGAAACGGAGGGUCUCGGUGCUCGAAGUAGUUGCCGCAGGCGCUCAGCUGGCCGCCCCCAUCGUACAACAGGCCUGACGACGGUCAGGUCACACACAGACACGCACGAAUACGUUACAUGGAUGGAAUCCGCAUCUCUCUCCUUCUUUCGUGCGAGGCGUGGAUAUUCACCCACACGGAGGCGCGUCGGGGUCUUGCGGCGUCCUGCAUGACAUGGAAAGAGGAAAAGGAGAUGAGAAUUGAGGACGGACCAAAGAUGCUGAACGAAGGUCGACAUACUGACUGUAUACCAUUGUAUCGGUUCGUAUGCAGACUGACUGACGAUUCGGACGGCAUAAAACACUCUCAUCCCAUAUAAAAUGUAGGCACCAAUUGACAGACGCCUGCAUCCGCAACAUGACGCGUCAAAAGGAGACGGUAUCCCUCACGUCACAUUCACUUUAUCCCCUCCCUCACUUGUCAGCGACUCUUGCGCAGUUUCGAACAAAACGCCGGCCACCGUGACGAUCAUGAGCUUGUCGCCUUAGAUGCGAAUUCCCCACUAUCUCCUGUGGGAAACCGAGCUGCACCAUGCCGACGGCGAGCCCGUAACAGACGGUCAUCACGCCGGCCACCGUCACAGUCAUCAUCUUGUCGCGUUUCUUGGCCUUCUCUUGCAAGUCCCUAGGGUCCAACACAUGACUCACCAUGACUCACCCUCGUCGCGGCUGCGCGCACGGUCCCGCAGAAGAGCCUCCUCUGAGAGGCAGUUGAAUGGUCACUGCGCACCCAUGAACAUGUAGAUCUGCACACAGAAAGACACGUCACAUGCAGCGAUGUAACGAUUCCACGCAAAGCCCGAACGCGUUGGUCCCCCACCGGUAUGAAGAUGGUAGCGAGUACGAUGGCUUGUACGAUGGGGAAGCCAAUGACCCAGCGGACCGCCACACCAACAAACGACGUAUUCUUCAUACCGCCUGCACCAUUCAUCCAUGCGCACCGGUACCGCACACAGGAGGCCAUCCUGAAGUCCAUUACCAUCCUCGAAGGCGAUCUUCCUCUCCACCUCUGCAAGACGUCUCUCCCUUGCUGUGAGACAUACACAGAGAACGAGAGCCGCGCACAUCGAUUCACCCAGCCAAUUGCACAAAGCAUAUGCAUAUGACGUACGUGGCCUUGGUGUGGGUACAGAAACGCUUUUGUAAUCCCACAGAAGCUUUGCUCCUUCGUUGUCAUAGAGUCAUAGAGAAGGAGCUUCCGACGGAGGCGCCCUUCUCCUCGAGCGCCUCAUGAGCGUGUCCUCCAUCUGUGGGCACCAGAGGUGGUGACCCUUGGGGUCGAGGGUGGGGUGAGGGAGGCC
Molecule: messenger RNA, 2134 nt
Organism: Vitrella brassicaformis
Lineage: Eukaryota; Vitrellaceae
Source: the annotation of a GenBank genome assembly